Molecule: messenger RNA, 3360 nt
Organism: Xiphias gladius (swordfish)
Lineage: Eukaryota; Metazoa; Chordata; Actinopteri; Istiophoriformes; Xiphiidae
Gene: tcf7
Product: transcription factor 7
Exons: 13
Coding region: 314-1936 (540 amino acids)
Biological process (GO): regulation of transcription by RNA polymerase II; canonical Wnt signaling pathway
Cellular component (GO): beta-catenin-TCF complex
Molecular function (GO): RNA polymerase II cis-regulatory region sequence-specific DNA binding; DNA-binding transcription factor activity, RNA polymerase II-specific
Source: RefSeq, a predicted model, not a curated record
AUCCGGUCGGCGUGCUUUGAUGUCGGGACUCCUCGCCUUGUCUUGGGCUCAAAUGAGCUGUUCGCCGUUGUAGGGAAACAUUAGUCGUCUACCAACCAACCGACCGGCCGGGGGACGCCACAUCUCAACUUUUUUUUUUUUUUUUCUCUCUCUCUCUGUAUGUCGCGGGGGUUUCUGCACUUUGGAGGCGCCCCAGACUGAGGAAUUUAACACAAAAGUCCCUCGACUCUUUUCUUUAUUUACACUUUCUUGUUGUUAUUAUUUCUAUAAAGUGUGAAAUAUCGGCGAGGAGGGGGGGGUUAGCUCAGUAGACAUGCCUCAGCUCAGCAGCGGCGGCGGGGACGACCUGGGAGCGAAUGAUGAGAUGAUAGCGUUCAAAGACGAAGGAGAGCAGGAGGAGAAAAUCCAAGAAAACGCGUUCACGGAGAGAGACCUGGCCGACCUCAAGUCCUCUCUGGUGAACGAGUCGGAAAUAAAUCAAAGUCCGAACGCAGCGGCGGUCCGACGGGGACAGCAGGGCGAGCAGAGGGGCUUCGCAGAGAAACACCGGGAGCAUCUCGACGGCGUGUCGAAGCAGCAAGAUGGAGGCAUGUACAAGACACCGGCGUACCCUGGGUAUCCCUUCCUGAUGCUGCCUGACCCCUACCUCCCCAACAGCUCAGUUUCUCCAUCUUCCAACAAAGUUUCAGUGGUGCAGCAGUCUCACGGGAUGCACCCCCUGACGUCCCUCCUGCCCUACAGCAACGACCACUUCAGCCCGAGUCCUCCACACCUGCCCACAGACAUGAGCCAGAAGACAGGCGUUCACAGGCACCAAUCCCAGGACCUCUCAGGGUACUACUCCCUCCCUCCAGGCGGUGUCGGUCAGAUCACUCCCUCCAUGGGCUGGCAGAGCCAGUCAGUCUAUCCUGCCCUGUCCCCCUGUGGAUUCAGGCAACCGUACUCCUCCAACCUCCCCAGCGCCUCCUCCUACUCCAGGUUCCCUCACUCUUUGAUGCUGGGCCCAUCAGGCAUGCAUCCUACAGGGAUCCCCCACCCAGCCAUAGUGCCCCCUACAGGCAAGCAAGAGCACGAACAGUACGACAGGGGCAUGUACGUGAAGCCGCAGGUGGAGCCCAAGCGGGAGAAGGAGCCCAAGAAGCCAGUCAUCAAGAAACCCCUGAACGCCUUCAUGCUCUACAUGAAGGAGAUGAGGGCGAAGGUCAUCGCCGAGUGCACGUUAAAGGAAAGCGCCGCCAUCAACCAGAUUCUGGGGCGGAGGUGGCAUGCACUGACCCGAGAGGAACAGGCCAAGUACUACGAGUUGGCCAGGAAGGAGAGACAACUCCACAUGCAGCUCUACCCGACCUGGUCUGCCAGGGACAACUACGAGGCGGGCCUUAGCGGGGUCGCAGGGGAAAAGAGUAAAGCUGAUUGGGGCAAGAAGAAGAGGAGAAAAAGGGAGAAGCAGCAGGACUCCAACGCAGAUCCUGGCUCUCCUAAGAAAUGCCGGGCUCGCUUCGGCCUCAACCAACAAACGGACUGGUGCGGUCCUUGCAGGAGGAAAAAGAAGUGCAUUCGCUACCUUCAAGGAGGAGGCUGCCCCAGCCCAACUUCUUCAGAUUUAAGUGCUAUAGACUCUCCCCCCUCCCAUUCCCCCGCCCGCCACCCUCUGUACCAGCACCAGCGCCAACGUCCCCCCUCCCCGGGCUGCUCCCCACCACCCACCUCCCCAACGACACGCCUCCCCUUGUAUCCGCCGACCCACACGCGCUCACACGCACGCUCGCCCCCGGAGCAGUCCGCCGGCAAGCGCUGCGACCUCCGGCAGCCCACAACCAAACACGCCCACACACACCUGGAACUGUCCGGCAAGCAGACGCACAGCUCGGCGAUGGCGCUGUCUGCUGCCAAGGCCGCGGGACUUUCUCUUAAAGUGCUAACAGAGACUCAGUGAUCACUCCAGUCCGCUCACUUCCCUGUUCACCUCAGCUUCCUCUCACAGAGCCGUGAAGGUCACCUUCCUCACCUGCCUUCAUCCUCACAUUUUUCUAUAGCUUUUAUCAAGUUUUAAAAAAAAAAAAAAAAGAAAAAAAAAAAAAAAGAGAGUGACUGAGGUUGGCAGGAUGGUGGGGCCAUCCUUCAGUCCAUGGUAACAGCCAGUAUCUGCCCUGCUGGAUUGUCUGACAGUAAGAUAUUAGCUGCGUGUCAGGUCAGAGGCUGGUUUCUCCGAAGUCUGCGUUUCUAGGCCAAGUACUUCAUUAGCAGGUCAACACGGCUCAGUCCUUCUCAAAGCCUCCGUUCUUUAAUCAAGCAUUCAGGAAAUCUGGACCGAACACGUAACCCCGUCAUAUUUACCAGAUGUGUGGUUCACCAGUCACUUGGAAAUAUAUAACACAUGAUUUGAACCAGUGAAAAGCCACUGCAGGAGGUAAACUCUAAUCAGCCUAGACAUGUCGUUAGUCAGAUGAGUGUCCGAGGUUAGAAAUAUACACACAACUGCUAACCAGUUGUCCAUCAUGUGUUCAUCACAGUUCAUACUGUAAAUUUGGUUAUCAUUAAUUUGGUUAUCCCAGUUCUGUAUUUUGUGGUUGUAUGAGAACAGCUUCCUGGUAAUCAACGGGGAAAUGAUUGAUUUUGGAAGUUGACCAAGAGCAAGUGAACGCAGCAGAGUGUUUGCCCCUGAGGCUAAACUGUCUCCUUUGGAAGAGAAGGCAAAGACUUAGUCUGGAGGGUCCAGCCCCUGAAUUGGUAACGGAAACCCCGCCAGCUCCAGACUGCACAGUUCUGGUUGCACAGAGGCAGACCUGCACUGAAGGUUGAAUUAUAAGCUGGAGACUAUGAAAAAACAAACGGUUCCCUGGCUCCUUCUGCUGCAGUUAAAUUCUGCUAAAGUGAGAAGUUUCACCUCGAGGACGGCUCUGCCUCUAAGAAAUCAUUUUACGAGUAACUCAUUAGCCCCUUGGUGCUUUUUUUUUUUUUUGUCUGUUUUUUGUUUGUAUGUUUUACAGCUGACCCUGUGCUUUGACCUCCAUGACAAUCAUAAAAUGUUUUGCAAAUGAGCUCUUAAUUGAAUGAACCACAUCAACACAGACCUAAAAAUGCCAGAUUUACCCUCCAGAGAGCAGUUGAGCAGUAGGAGCUAAUUUAGCAUCAAGGUGAGAGGGUUGUUGCAGAAGUAUCACAGUUUUGUUUUCCCUCCACAGCCAUAGUCAUAAAGGAGAUGCCAUCAUAUUAUCCUCCAACAUAUCACCAUCACAGCAAUCACUUUAACACAUUACUCGCCCAAACCAUUAAACCACAAGAGGGGAGUAGAGACCAACAACCAGCCAGCCUGACCAGCAGAACCUCAGCUCUGAAGAGGGACAGAUUCACUUUUAU